Messenger RNA from Stereum hirsutum FP-91666 SS1, 1465 nucleotides. RefSeq names its product fatty acid-2 hydroxylase. The coding region runs from base 98 to 1192 and encodes 364 amino acids. NCBI's taxonomy places the organism in Eukaryota, Fungi, Basidiomycota, Agaricomycetes, Russulales, Stereaceae. The record is from RefSeq and is a predicted model, not a curated record. Gene Ontology annotation, biological process: fatty acid metabolic process; lipid biosynthetic process. The transcript has 7 exons. Gene Ontology annotation, molecular function: fatty acid 2-hydroxylase activity; iron ion binding; heme binding. Gene Ontology annotation, cellular component: endoplasmic reticulum; membrane.
GGCUUGAGGAGCAACGUCCAUCGCUGCGCCCCACUCUCUUCCCCAGUCGUUCCACUGCUCUUUGUAUUUUCACUCUUUCCUUUCGACGGUCUCUAAAAUGUCUAAGCGCAUCCGCAUCUAUACCGCCGAGGACGUUCAGGCGCAUAAAUCCGACUCUGCUUGCUGGGUCACUCUCAACGGCAAGGUCUACGAUGUCACUAGCUUUCUCCCAGACCACCCAGGAGGCGACGACCUUGUUCUCCAGGAGGCAGGCAAAGAUGUUGAAGCGGCUAUGAAGGAUGCGGGGCACUCGGAGAGUGCGUAUGAUAUGAUGGAAGAGUUUGUUAUUGGAAGGUUAGGAGUGGGCGAGUCGCUCGUGGAUGAGGAUUGGGUGCCGGCGGACGAUUUUCACCCCGAGGAUACGGACGAGGCGAAGGACUUCGAGAAGAACCAGUUCUUGGACUUGAGGAAGCCGUUGUUGAAGCAGAUGUGGGAUGCUAACUUCAGCAAAUCAUAUUACCUUCAGCAAGUACACCAGCCUCGCCAUCUUACGGAGUCUGCCAGACUCUUUGGGCCGGACUUCCUUGAGGUCUUCACACGUACCUCAUGGUAUGUCAUCCCCACCAUCUGGCUGCCCAUAGCCAUCUACCUUGGCCUUCGCUCCGUCCUUCAAUUCGGUGGCCCUCUCCCUCCGUUCUCCAUCAACCCCGCUCUGCCUCUGGCCUCCAUCCUGUCUCUCCCAGUCGAUGCCUAUGUCAAAACCAUGUUGUGCUUCUUCCUCGGCAACGUUGUGUGGACCAUUCUGGAGUACACUCUCCACCGGUUCUUGUUCCACGUCGACUAUUACUUGCCUGACAAGCCUAUAUUCUUGACAUUGCACUUCUUGUUGCAUGGUAUCCAUCAUUAUCUCCCUAUGGACCGCCUCAGGCUUGUGAUGCCACCGGUGCUGUUCACCCUUCUGUCGUACCCGUUCACACAGCUAGCACACGCCCUCUUCCCUCCCGCUAUGGCGAACGGCGUCAUCUCCGGCUCGUACACCUUCUAUGUCAUUUACGACUGUAUGCACUAUGCGAUGCAUCAUACCAAGCUCCCUGCGUACCUGAAAGAGCAGAAGAAGUACCACCUUGCGCACCACUAUAAGAACUUCGAGCUUGGCUUUGGUGUCACGAGCAAAGUGUGGGACUACGUGUUCAACACCAUGCUCCUCGUCUAGGAUCUUUAUUACAUGUCAUCCAUUUUACCCUCGCAUAGUGCUCGUCGAAGCCUAUCGCCAGAGCUUGUUGUGGACUUUCUUCCUGUGGUUCGACGGCGUACGAUUAUAUUCCUACUACAGAGUUAAACUCAUACAUACAGUCACGUUCUCUUCAUAGUACAUUACCUUUUAUCGUUCGUUUUAGUUAUGGGGUCGGGUUAUGAGCUCUGAGGUUUGCAUAUGUUUUCGUUGCUGCACGUUACAUCGUGGGCAAAUUAUAUCCCUCACUCCUCG